Molecule: messenger RNA, 1429 nt
Organism: Cydia amplana
Lineage: Eukaryota; Metazoa; Arthropoda; Insecta; Lepidoptera; Tortricidae
Product: zinc finger protein 782-like
Exons: 6
Coding region: 41-1429 (462 amino acids)
Biological process (GO): regulation of DNA-templated transcription
Cellular component (GO): nucleus
Molecular function (GO): RNA polymerase II cis-regulatory region sequence-specific DNA binding; DNA-binding transcription factor activity, RNA polymerase II-specific; zinc ion binding
Source: RefSeq, a predicted model, not a curated record
ACAUAUUUUAUUUACUUAAUUUCUAACCGAAAAAUACUAAAUGAUGAAUAUGUGCAGAACUUGCCUUAAAACUCCAGCUGAUAAGCGUAUUCUGGAGCUGGAGAAUGUCAUAAAAGAUGGCAACAAGAACUUUUUCCACAUUAUGCUGUUUUGUUUAGAUAUAGAGGUCAUCGAAGACUCUAAAAUAACAACGAAUUUGUGUAACAAUUGCUACAGAAAAAUCAUAUCGUUUUACAAGUUUAAGGUUCUAUCCUUGAAAAAUGAUGCAUAUUUAAAAUCUCUGGGGCCAGCUGUGCAGUUGGAAGACCAGAAAUUAUCUGUGUAUGUGGACGAAGACGGAAUUAAACACGAGAAUUUCUUAGAUCCUGAUGAUUUUGGCCCCAGUCUUGUAGAAGAAAAUACAGGAAUUAAAAUAGAAAUAGAGAUUGAGGAAGACAAGUCAUUUAGCGAUACAGAAGUACAUGUUAAGAAUGAAGACACAUCGCAUGAUGCGGAGUCAGACAAAGAGCCGUUGAGUGUGGUGCAGAAUGUUAAAUAUGAAAAUGUCAUAAAUGAUUAUAAAGAAAAUGCAGCUGUACACAAAAAACGUAGGCGUCCCAAAGAAGUAAAACUAGCAAAAAAAGGAAAGGUAAAAGAAGAGCGUCAAGUGUGUGAGGAGUGCGGCAAGUCCGUCCGUUUCCUAAAAGAGCAUUCCAUUCUUCACCAGCAAAAGGGUGAGAGGAAGAUGUUUCAGUGUAAGGUCUGCCCGAAGCUGUUCAUUACUGUCUCAGGUCGACAGAAACAUUACCGUAACAUCCAUUUAGGCUUAUCUAAUGUAAGCAAAUCUGUAUGUGAUAUUUGUAAAAAAGAGGUUAAAUAUCUGAAGAGACACAUAAGGCUGAUGCAUAAUCGGGAAAGUUUACCAUAUGUCUGUGCGUCAUGCGACCGCCGUUUCACAUGCCCUUCGUCACUUGAGAAACACAUGGCCCAACAUGUUGGCAUGCCGGAAUUACCAUAUGAGUGUGAUAUAUGCAAAAGGAGGUUCCGUACCAAGAAUCUCGUCUCAAAACAUAUACGGCAAUUCCAUUUAAAUGAAAAGAAUUAUCAAUGUGAAACCUGUUCUAAGACGUUUUUCGAGAAACGACCAUUUAUUAUUCAUAUGGAGACGCACUCUAAGGAGCCGCUAUACAAAUGCAAGGACUGCGGCCUAGCCCUCCAGACAAGGGAAAUGCUGAGGAGGCACCUCUUGCACCAUACUAGUGACAAGCAGUUCGCGUGCGACCUAUGCAGCAAGACAUUCCGACAACUCUCCAACUUGAGGGUCCACAUGGUGACCCACACGAAGGAGAAGCGAUUCGAGUGCCGCUACUGCGGUGCGCGCUUCGGCCACUCGAACCAUCGCAAUCGACACGAGUUCACCGUGCACCAAAAGAAGCUAAAACACAAAUAA